UUCAAUGCUUACGCUGUACGCUACCUUUUCGUCCAGCUGGGGAGAGCGCGUAUUUGUUGUGCUGCACGUGUCACAUCGAUAUCACUGGAGUUUCACCGCUGUGUUUUUCUAAAUAAUGUGCGCAUUUUAGGAUUUACUGGGGUUUUAUUUGGGAGAUGUUGUUCUGGCAAAUAAAUGCAAUAUUGUAACGCGUGGCAAUGAGUAUGAGUAUUUCUAGCUGGCUAGGUAGUGGCGGCUAACCUAGCCACAUGGUAGAUAGCCAACUAGCUAGCUAGUUAGGACAUGCCUAGACCUGUCAUUCGAAGCCGAACUGAGAUUCCCAUUCCUUUGGAUAUGGAUUAUAAAUUUCCUCAUACACUUUUUCCGGUUUAUUUUAACUCUGGGCCUCCUACUUCGAAGUUCCAACAUAAUGUCGGAGGCUGGGGUUCGUAUGGUCAGGUGUUCGAAGUUAACACGGUUCGACAUGAGGAAGGCGCUUCUCUGCCCAAAGUACACUGGAAAUUCCAAUCUCAACAUCAAGUAAAGGGAGAACCAUGGUUGCCUUUGGAACCUGUACCAAUGCCCCUUCUGAAACCUAAAAGAGCCGUUACGUGGUCAUCAACAGCGCUCCCAGAUCCUCUGGACUUCUCAGAGCAUAUGCAGAACUUCUACCAGUAUAACUAUAAGGAUGCCUUUUGCACGAUGAGCCAUGUCCUGGGAGAGAACUGGUACUUUGGACAGGGAAAGAGAAAGGCAAGUGAUCAAAAAGCGGAUCACAUGUGGCAGACAGACAACUUUAUUGAAUCACUGACGUCCAUAAAGUGUGCUUAUAAUCGCAUGGGAUAUGGGGUCAAGAGGUACGUCAACCUGUUGUCAGAUGUGAUCCAUGACAUCCCCCCUGACCUACUCGCUGACCUGCUCCACGAGGAACUGGCUCAUCAGAGGGAACAGGCGCAGUUCUCUGACAACACCACAGGGGGCGCCCUUGAGUACAUACCCUUCAGCACCAGCGGCGCCUUGCAGCAAGGCUGUCUAGUGUAUCCUGGGAAAGUGGGCUUUGACAACCUUAACUUCCAUAGGGUGGCGUUGGAGUUCCAGGAAGGGAAGCCAUGUUUUGUCUUGAGCCCCACCCCAUUGUCGUUCCAACUCAGCGGCCCGGUCAGACAGGUCUCCAUAGGGGUUCGCCAGGUUCACUAUGAGGUUGGAGUGCGCUCUGAUUACCUGUGUGGUGUCUGGAGGGUCAGUGAGAAGAACAAGCCUAAGAUUCUGGAGGUUGUGAAGACCAAGCACCCAGCUACUUGCCUCAGUGCCAGUCCCCAUGUCCAAGGAGAGCUUCUGGUGGCCAGUGAGAGCGGAGCUGCCCAUCUAUGGACCCUGGGGAGAGGGUUGCAGAGGUUCCGUCAGGAAGAUUGCAACCUGUACUUUAACACCAAGUCUCUAUGGAGGUGGUCCGACUUCUCUGGACACCCCAGGGUGAUGGUGUAUGCCGACAGGAGUGGUGUAGAGCUGACUGACAUCAGAGUCAAAGACCGUAGCCACACACUGUUUCGUAUCGGACAAACUCCAGAUUGUAAGAGUGGAGAGAGGGUCAUCCUGUCCAAAUACCUAAGUGAAGUCCACACCUUCCACCACCUCAUUACCACCCAGUACUCUGCAUACAUCCUGGACGAGCGUUUCCCCUGCCUGCCAGUGGCCAAGCAGGAUCACAUGAUGGAGCAGCCUCCCAUGUUUGCUCAGGCUGUGGCCGGGUCACCGUCAGGAGGCGGACCUACCAAAGUGCUACUGGGCUCCCAGAGAUCACAGGAAGUGACAGUGCUGCAGUACUCAGGUGGAAGGGAGGAGGCCUGCGUCACCUGGGGCCCGCCUCGGGCCCUUCUCAGCCCCAGAGACAGCCUGGGGCACCUGUCCGUCCAGCUCCCCCAUCGCCAGCGUCUGGCCCAGGACAGGCUAGCCGUGCCGGCUGCGGGUCUCACAUUCAUCCAUCACAGCCAAGGCAAGGAUGAGUGUAUCUGUGUCUUGCAACUCACUGAGGCCGGAGACAUUUUCUACCACACGCUGAUGUCCCAGACGGAGUCAGACUCGCCAGCGACGAAACAGAACUCUGUAGGAGGCCAAGAUGUCGGUUUCACCCUACCGAGCCUAUCGCCUAGAACAGGAAAACAGAGCUCAAGAAGCGGAGACCUGGAUGAGGCGUGUUGUUCCUCUGAAACGUCCUCUCCUGACGAUAACCGCGGGGUCGAGGGGCGUUCGUGGGACAUCCCGGAUUCUGGCGGUCUUGAGGUGGUUGUCAAUGACCCCGAUUAUGACCCCGACCCGUCAUUCGCCUCAGACGUGGGACCGAGCGACACUCAGGAAACCAUUGGUCCUGCUCCGCCAUUCACCACAGAGUCUGUAACGGCUAACGCUGGUCCGGUUUCGCCAAGGUCAAAAGUUAGUGCCGAGGCCCUGUUGGCGUGGAAGAAGUGGCUCCUCAAGCUGUUCCGCAAGAGACCCCGGAGGGACCGGUGCCACCUCCCUCACCUUACCGUAAAAACCCAGGUUCUCCUCCCCAGAGAGACCCCCCAGGGAGACCCAUUGGAAAAGGACCGUCUUCGGAGCCUCCGGAAGGACCUCCGGGAGACCAUGAGGAGGGGGGACGUUCUGGUUCACGGCAGCACCUAUCUCAAACCGCUGGCGCUGGUGCCCAUCCCAGCCCCGGUCAAGACGUCCGAGUGGGCCGAUGCGCUGAGCGAGAGGAUGACCGUUUCUUGGGAGCCGGGGCUGGGUGGAUGGAGGAGCUGGUGGUUGGAGAGGCUGGGCCUGAAUCGAGAGGAGAAGGUGGAGGCCCUGCGAAGGAAGAGGAGGAGGGAGAAACAAGCAAAGGCUCACCGGCGUAUUGACCUGUCAGGCAGCUUCACCUCGUCCAUCAGCUACCAAUCACAUCUGGACAGCGACGCUUUCUCCGGUUGGUCGUCAGCCACCAGUCAGGACGACCGGGGGGACAGCUUCCACUACAAAGACUGGGACGAUCUGUCCGACCCAGGGACACCAAGGCCUACAACCCCCAACCAACACAUGGGUUCGGGGCCUACUACUCCAUUGGGCCAGUUUAGUAGCUCUUGGUCCGGAACCACAACCCCAAACACAGAACCCGGUUCUAGUUCACAUCUUGGCUCUCUGCAGAAGCUGAGAAAAUCCCUCCACGGGACAACUGCAGCUCCCCAGCAAUCUGGGCGUAGUUCACCACCCACCCACCCCAACAAUGAAUCCCAGUCCCCUUUUGUGCCCAAUAAACAACCUUGUAGGUCACAGGCCGCAUCCCCUCACACCCAGCCCAGCAGCACAGGGUCAUUGUUCACGCCAACAAAAAACCCAGGCAAUGAUAGUUUAUCACCCUGGACAACAGUGGGUAUCAACCUGACGACGUCUGCCACUUCCAGGACAGGGGUCACGUCCCAGAAGAUGCCCGGGGCACGGGACCAGGAUUAUUUGAGUGUCCUUUUUGGAUCCCAGGAACCGGAUUUGGCCACACCAGGAGAAUGGUUUAAUGAAAGCAGCCACGCUACUCCUCUGGCCUCCUCUCAGAUGUCCUCCGUCUCCUUGUCGCAGAGGACCCCAAGGGUGGGACUGCUGUCACAGACCUCACAACCCAAACGGAAGAAGUCUCGUAUGGGUUUCUGAUCUCUGUGCCAGAAGGUGCACGCUCCAACCCCAACUGUUCUUUUCAAACGAGAUGAUCGUGGGGAUGGAACUAUGGCAAGUGAUCCUUUUUAACCUUUGGUUUCUUUGAGCGGGUGAUUUUGUUAUGCGGCAAGACUGAAGUGUGAAUUGGCUUUUUUUGUUUUCAUAAUAGGCUCCUACUUCGCAUAUUGCGAAUCUUGUGUUCAAUAAUUGCUUUAGGCCUGCUUUUUCUAAACUCUGGCCCAAAGGAAAAAACUAUUUGGAAGAAUUCCAGUGGCGUCACUGAAUGUUUUGAAAUGUGGAAAUUGGAAAUUCUGGAGCAAUGUGGUGAAAUGUUUUUAUGAAGUUGCCAGAACUUCCUCUUUAUAUUGCCAGUCAUUGUUUUCAUAAGUAGGUAUAGGUGUAAGACUAACAAAGCAGAAUUUAAUCUGAAAUAAUUUUGAUAGAUAACAUCUAAUAAAGUGAGACAAAAGAUG
Molecule: messenger RNA, 4115 nt
Organism: Esox lucius (northern pike)
Lineage: Eukaryota; Metazoa; Chordata; Actinopteri; Esociformes; Esocidae
Gene: taf1c
Product: TATA-box binding protein associated factor, RNA polymerase I subunit C
Exons: 15
Coding region: 283-3639 (1118 amino acids)
Biological process (GO): transcription by RNA polymerase I
Cellular component (GO): fibrillar center
Molecular function (GO): RNA polymerase I core promoter sequence-specific DNA binding
Source: RefSeq, a predicted model, not a curated record